Molecule: messenger RNA, 2544 nt
Organism: Trypanosoma cruzi
Lineage: Eukaryota; Euglenozoa; Kinetoplastea; Trypanosomatida; Trypanosomatidae
Exons: 1
Coding region: 1-2544 (847 amino acids)
Source: RefSeq, a predicted model, not a curated record
AUGACUUGGAUGGCGGCAUCUGAAGAACGACAACAACCGCCAUGGAAGUCAUAUCAAAGGCCCCAGGUCUCUGCACUCAGUGCGUACCGGACCGCUUCGCCAUGCAGUCGGAAUGGCAUUCCGAAAUGCGCGGGGACGGUCUCGUGCAAAAGGGGCACGUACCGCACUUUAUCUUGGGGAGUAGGCUCGCAGACACCUGGACUUGUGCAUUCACCGCCCCGUUACACACAAACUUUGACGCCACACCAGACAAAGAUGUCGCCUGCCCCUGAGAAGCUCUUUUUUGCGAAAUUAACCCCGAGUUCCUCUCUUUCUUCAUCCCGUCCUUUGGCACCGAAGCCGUGUGAGCAACCCCGUUUUGCAUCACCCUCAUCGAGACAUUUUCACUACGCAAACUGUACGAUGGCGAACUAUGGCAACCGUGAUGCGCAUCAUGUAUGCCAACCGAAGAGCCCAACGAUACGCUUGGCAUCGCUUUUGCAUGGGCGCCCGCUUGGGGAUGACCUUGUUGACUGGAAAAUUUCUAGGCGUCGCGAUGACAUUGGGGCACUGGUAGAGUUUUUGCUCUUGUUGAGAGACCGAGAGGCGAAGAAUAGGCAACGGAUUGAGGAAGAGGCGAUUUCAUUGCUCGAUUGUCUGAAGCAACAGGAACGACAAGAGAGGACGACGGCAUCUUUUAAAGAAUUGAGACUUCCUGUUGCACAAUUGAAGUCGUUAAAUUUUCUCAGCGCUUUACGGGCCAGCCAAACCUCAAAGUAUUUUGUGCAGCAGAAGGGGAUUCUCAAGGGUUUCGCCGGACAACCUUCAGCGCGGCAGUGGGGGGAUAAAAAGCGAGGGGGCGGCUGCCAUGGCGUGGCUGUGGAGCAGCAGCUUCUGAUCUUUGACGAGGAGAUGGCGGCGCGUAGCCUCAUCGAUAUUGUAGAGGAAGGUUGUAGAGGGCGACUUAUGCUGGCUGCAAAUGGAGGGACACAGGUUGCCGAGGGCAAAGGACGAGUCUUUGUUGGAAUAAAUGGACAGAUUGGCGAGAAGAGAAGGGAUGGCCCAGAGAGGCCUCAGUUGAAGGAGGAUGCAAGCAAGAAUGACGGGACAGCAAACAAGGUGCGGCAUCAUAAAGGGGAAUCACUGCCAAUAGGGGAUUUGUGGGGAUCUGCGGAUGCUCAUUUCGAUCCUUUGGAUGUGUGUGUAUGUGGCCAAGCUCCCAGCACGACUACAUCGGACACAUUUCUUUCGGCCAGCAACGACCGCUUCUUCUUUGAUGGACUUGGAAGAGUGGGUUUGGGAUUGGCAAACGGCGCAGGGGAAGAACGAGAUGAAGAGGACGAUUUGCGGGUGGUUUCAUCUUUGAAUUGCCGGAACGGGACGAAGGGCGAACGAUACGAUGAACUGUUCGUUGAAGAAGUUGGGUCCGAAGGCAUGAUAGAGCGGCCUGAGCAGAGUGACGUGGAGACUUUUCUCGACAGCGAGCAUGCGUGGCUGGAAGAGGCAAGGGCGGGUCUUUGUCUUGAGGAACAGGAAGCGCGAGCAGAAAUCAUGCAAUUGGAGGAAUACGGCAUUGCGCAUCUGGAAGAGCAGCGGUGUAAUUGUUGGCUCUCGCGACACGUUUCUGACGCCGUCUUGCUGCAGAUGGAGAACAUCAUCCGUGAGGAGGAGUUGAGGAGAAUUCACAUUUGCGGCAGUCUUUUAGACACGGGAGCCACCACGGACUCCAAUGUUCUGUCUCCUCGUGAGUUGUCAUCAUCGUCGCACUCUCGCCUUCGUGUAGGAAUGGAGCAGCGCGAGCGUGAAGCUGUUUGCAACGCCUUUCGUGACGGUCUACGUACUGCGUGGGAGGCGGCGAUUGCCGCCCUUUUUGAGCAGGAGCAGCAGGAGCGGGCAAAGCUAGAAAGGGAGGCACAGCCGAAGUACACUUCCGUACUGUGGGGGAUUGUGUCCAUGGGAGAGCGGCAGGAGAUUCUUCUUGAAGAGCAGAGCGAACGGGAGGGCAUUGAGCACGAGGCGGUGGGGCACUGGAUGGACCUUCAACUUCUUCAUAAAUUUCAAUACACACGUCUGCUUACUGGCACAAGGCGCAUGCCACCGAAGAGGAGAGAAAGCAGGCCGUGCAGCAGCGAUGCGGAAGGAAACGCCUACUCCUGGCGUUCAUUAAAUGGCGAUGGCGAUAGCGAUAGCGAUAGCGAUAGCGACGCCGACUCCGGUGUUUUUUUACUUCUGCCAUCUCAUUUGACCCAACGUGGUUGCAUGACCAAUUCGAAGAACACGUUGGACUACGCGAAUUCGACGAGUGAGGACAAUGGAAGACCACGAAUCCUUGUCGCGCACGGGAUUCAACCAGAGCCUGAAGCAAUUCAAAAAAAUUGUGUGGCUCAUUCCUUCAGCACUUUGGAGACGGAGGAGUGUGAGGGACGCGAGGCGCUGCAUGCGGACUGGCGCCGAGGAUAUGAAAAUCUGUUGGAACUUGAUGGCAUGGCGACAAAUGAAUUCAUGCGAGCCAUCAUGUUUUUUGACAGAAUGCGGACGUCCCACACUUCUGCCACUUCAAUGUAG